Carcharodon carcharias (great white shark) is the source of this 1903-nucleotide messenger RNA. It is a transcript of the gene rbm45, whose product is annotated as RNA binding motif protein 45. Gene Ontology annotation, molecular function: RNA binding. NCBI's taxonomy places the organism in Eukaryota, Metazoa, Chordata, Chondrichthyes, Lamniformes, Lamnidae. The transcript has 10 exons. The record is from RefSeq and is a predicted model, not a curated record. Bases 100 to 1569 code for a protein of 489 amino acids.
GCCACGUCUCGUGUGUCAUAGAGGGGGCGCGGCCACCGUUGUGGAGUCACAUUACGGGGCGGAGCCACUGAGCUGGUGGUUUGUGCUGGAUUUACAACCAUGGAGGAUAGUGGAAGCUCACGACCUAUGGCGAACCUCGAUCAUCCACCCAACAGCCGGCUCUUUCUGGUCAUCAGCAAGUCGACAUCGGAGGAGGUGAUCCGGGAGAAAUUUUCCUUCUUCGGGGAUAUCCAGGAUAUUUGGGUAGUCCGGGACAAGCAAUCUAAAGAGCACAAGGGCAUCGCGUACGUGAAGUUCGCCAAAUCGUCGCAGGCCUGUAGAGCGAUGGAGGACAUGCACGGCAAGGCCUUGACCGAGGACACCAAACCCAUCAAGGUCUUCAUUGCACAGUCUAGAGGAUCUGGCAGUCACCGUGAUGUUGAAGAUGAAGAGUUGACUAGAAUUUUUGUCAUGAUUCCAAAAUCCUAUACAGAAGAUGAUCUGAGGGAAAACUUUAAGGAGUUUGGAGAUAUUGAAUACUGCAGUGUAAUCAAGAACAAGAGCACAGGAGAAAGCAAAGGCUUUGGCUAUGUGAGGUUUCUGAAACCGUCUCAAGCUGCUCAAGCCAUUGAAAACUGCGAACGAUCUUUUAAGGCAAUACUUGCUGAACCAAGAAACAAACCUACUUAUUCUGAGAAUGACUAUAUUGGUGGGGCCAGACAAGAACCACCAUCUUAUGGGUCAGGGUUUGAUGCUCCAAGAGGUCAAAAUAUGUUUCCUUUUGGUGAAUUUGCCAGUGUUGGAGCAAGUGAAAUCAGAGGGGGUGAAAUGAGAGCUGAAGUUAGAAAUGAAAUGAGAAGUGGAGAAGGUAUAUCCACAUGUCUUUCAGUGUCUACUAGAGGAGUACUUUCACAUGAACAAGUUUAUAGUCUCUUUGAUAUCAUCCCAGGACUGGAAUAUUGUGAAAUUCAGAGAGACCCGUAUAUGGGUUAUGGUAAAGGAUAUGCUCUUGUUCGGUACAACAAUGUGGCAUCAGCAGUAUAUGCCAAAGAAAAGCUGCAUGGAUUUGAGUAUCCACCUGGUAAUCGACUGCGAGUCAAUUAUAUCGAAGAUGAUGCUGGUGACAGACGAUCAAACCCAGUUGGAAUGAUGGCCUUACAACUUGUGGCAGCUCAGAUGAUGUCACUGGCCUGUAACAGUCCUAUUGGCCAGCAGAUAAUUCCAGCUUCACCUGGAUUUGGAGGAAGCAGUAAUACACAGAUGUCUCGGUUGCAGGUUGACUUUUCUAUACCUGUACCUCAAAACUUUGCUGCUUCUGAUAGUACUGUCAGAGAGAGACUCUUUGUCGUCUUCAAUCCAACUGUUCUGCCCCUUGAUGUAUUGGAGGACCUGUUUUGUCGUUUUGGGAACCUGAUUGAAGUAUAUUUGGUGCCAGGACGUAACAUUGGCUAUGUUAAAUAUGCUGAAAGGCACAGUGCUACUAAUGCCAUGGAAACCUUGCAUGGAAAGGUUGUUAAUGGUAUCAAGCUCAAAGUAAUGUUAGCUGAUCCUCCAAGAGAAGAGUCGCACAAACGACAACGCACACACUAAGAUGUUCCAGAAAAGAUUGUGCAACGAGUGGGGACAAAUGACAUGACACAUCAGCUGACUGACUGGCUACUUGACAGUACACAGUGACUUCCACUCGUGACCUUUGCUAGUAACUGAACAGUUAACUUUUUUUAUUUUCUGGGAAUGGGCAGCAAGUGAAGACUUUGACAGAUAUUGAUUACAGUGUUUAAGAUAGGAAUUUAAUAAUAGCUUUAAGAAACCUACUCUAAUCCAUGUAACCUCUGCAUUCCCAGCCGUUAGAGUUUGAAUUGUGUUAGCUGUGUUGUCUUAAAUAACCUGUACAAAACAUAAUAAAGCUUAUUUGUGAAACAUU